CUAGCUAGCAACAAUCUAAAUAGAGAGCGAAUCGAGAGCGAGCCGGGAGUUCGAUUCCAAUCAAAGAACGCCACAUUUAUUUUGUUAAAAAACAAACUAGCACUAAUUAAAGAAAAAAAUGGGAAUCGAUUACUAUGGAAUGCUUGCCUUGACACGUUCGGCAAUAGAUGCAGACAUUAAAAAAGCAUACCGCAAGCUUGCUUUAAAAUAUCACCCAGACAGGAACCAAGAGACUAGUGCAUCAGAGAAAUUCAGACAAGUCUCAGAAGCGUAUGAUAUUCUCAGUGAUCCCAAGAAGAAAGCAGUCUAUGACCAAUUUGGUGAAGAAGGUUUGAAAAAUGGUGUACCUGCUGGUUCUAAUGAAGAUAGUGGAGCCUGGACGCAAGGCUACACAUUUCAUGGCGAUGCUAACAAAGUCUUCAUGGAUUUCUUUGGUGGAAACAACCCAUUCAGUGAAUUCCAUGAGGGUAUCGAUGGAGACUUGAGCAUGGGUUUUGGAGGUUUGUUAGGACGUGGUAGAAAGAAGCAGGAUCCUCCCAUUGAAAGAGACUUGGUUCUUUCUCUUGAAGAAAUAUUCCAUGGUUGCACUAAGAAAAUGAAGAUCUCUAGGAGGGUAAUGAAUGAGGAUGGUCACACAUCAAGUACAAGGGAUAAGAUUCUUACAAUUACUGUUCAUAAAGGCUGGAGAGAGGGAACACGUAUCACCUUUCCUAAGGAAGCUGAUCAGGGACCCAAUAUUGUACCUGCGGAUAUCAUCUUUAUUGUCAGAGAUAAACCUCAUCCUCGAUUCAAGCGUGAAGGUGAUGAUCUAGUCUAUGUCUCCAGGGUUCUUCUUGGAAAAGCUCUGACUGGAUGCAGUGUAGAAGUACCAACCCUGGAUGGGAGGUUGCUGAAUGUUCCCAUCAAUGACAUUAUUAGCCCUGGUUACAGGAAGGUUGUUCCUGGAGAAGGGAUGCCAAUCUCAAAGAACCCUGAACUGAAAGGCAAUCUCAUCAUCACUUUUGAUAUUGAAUUUCCACGGCAACUGACUCCAGGCAAGAAACAGCUCAUUAAAGAUGCUCUCUUAUAAUUGGACCUACACACAAGAUUCUGACAGUCCAAGAAAUUCUGGAAGAUAAAAUGACUCUAUUAAAGUAAAACGUAGCUUUGCAUCAAAGGAAAGUGUCAUAUUACGUUAAUUUAGAGUCAGGAAGUCUUUAACUUUGUAAAAAAAAGAGAAAUGAAAAGUCAUCUUCUGGCUUACAUUACAAUUGCAUUUAGACAUUACAAUAGUUAGAUUUCAGAUCAGAUCGUAUGAUGACAUCAUGUACUGAUCCUAUGGGAAAUUGGAAUAUCAGUAG
Lytechinus variegatus (green sea urchin) is the source of this 1340-nucleotide messenger RNA. RefSeq names its product dnaJ homolog subfamily B member 13-like. Lineage: Eukaryota; Metazoa; Echinodermata; Echinoidea; Temnopleuroida; Toxopneustidae. Gene Ontology annotation, molecular function: protein-folding chaperone binding. The record is from RefSeq and is a predicted model, not a curated record. Gene Ontology annotation, cellular component: cytosol. The transcript is spliced from 6 exons. The coding region runs from base 119 to 1069 and encodes 316 amino acids.